Molecule: messenger RNA, 258 nt
Organism: Protopolystoma xenopodis
Lineage: Eukaryota; Metazoa; Platyhelminthes; Monogenea; Polystomatidea; Polystomatidae
Source: the annotation of a GenBank genome assembly
AUGCACCGUCCAACGCGUUCUGUACGUUUAAUUGUCGUGGCGAUACGUCGGUGCGUCUGGCCUCGAUUGCUAUUUCGCCUUGGUCUGGGACUGUCGGUACCUUGGCGCUGGCGUCAAACCGGCUUCCCGAGACCGACCAUCCCCCUGGCUCGCCUCCUCCGGCCGCCAGUGGCCGCGUCGUCGGGUCGCCUCAGAGACGAGUCGAUGAGGGCGAGAGGCUGGCCACGCGACCAGACAAUGUCUGUCAGUCUGUGCUAA